CGACCCAACUCCAUCGUCGUUUCGCCCCGAUCGCAGCAGCAUUGACAGACAGACGACACGCCGCCGCUCCCGCCCCGUCCGAGCUGACCCGGCCCGAGACCCCCGGCCGUCACCAUGUCUGUGGCGGUCGUCGCCUCGCUGCGGCCCCUUCCCGGCCGUUGCCUCCGUCACGCUGCCUCCGGCCUGCUUUCCGUCCAGCUCCGGUCGCGGACCGCCAGCGUCCACGUCCACGCCCUCGUCACGCUCCGCCCACCACCACAGCAGCAGCAGCAGCGCUGCCAAUCGACGAGUCCCGCGUCGCGGGCCGACAAGGAUGCCCCGCCGCCGCCGCCCGAGCAGCCCAAGAUGACGUUCCGGCGGUUCGUCGGGCACGCCCUGCGCGCCAGCUUCCGCAACAUGGCUGUCGCGCUGAGCCCGCGCGGCAUCCGGACCGCGUUUCGCGACUCUCCCGCCGCGACGAGCAUCAGCAUCGUCCUUCUCGUCCUUACCAUCGCCUUCUCUGCCGUCGCCGUGCGCGCCUAUCUCCAGGCCUUUUACGGCUCAUCGUUCAGUCGGUACCCCGAGCCCGUCGCCAACACGCUGCGGCGGGCCAUAUAUUACACAAACGUCCGCCCCGAGCCGGAACUGGCCCUAAAAUACUAUAAAAAGGCUAUGGAACAGUGCGCCGAGCUGGGCCUGGACCCCUUCUCGGAUGAGGUCAUUGGCAUUCGCAUCCAGACCUCGUUCUGGCUGCAAAAGAUUGGCAACUACAAAUCCGCCAUUGAGGUCCUCGAGUCGGUCCUCGACGACUGUAGGAAGUGGGUCGACGUGAUGGAGAAGUCGGUCGCGGAUGGCAAAGUCGACGCCAAGGGGUACUAUUUGUCCGAGACGCCGGCACCGGCACCGGCACCGCUGCAAGGGAAGUCCGCGGCGCAGGAACCCCAGGCGAUCAAGAAAGACGGCGAGCCGGCGGCGGCGCCCGAGACGUUGUGGCGAAAGCGAGAACGCCUGCUAGCCAAGGCCAUCGGCACCGCCGUCAAGCUCGGGGAGCUGUACUCGGAUGAGCACGUCCUGGACCCGGAAAAAUCGCACUCGCAUCUGGUGUGGGCGGUCGAGACGUCGCUGAGAGAGUAUCAGAGGCGGCGGACCGGUGACACCAAGCCCGGCGAGGAGUCGUGGCUAUCGCCCGAGGAGCUGGGCGGCGCCAUGGAGUCGCUCGGGCGCGACUACGAGCGGCGGUCGCAGUUCCAGCUCGCCAUUCCGCUCUUCUUCCAGGCCCUGCGCCUAUGCGAGACGCCCUGCCACCGCGCCGUCAUCAUGAACAACCUGUCCGCCGCCUUCGCCCAGCACCCUAUCUACACGACCGCUGAGGCUAGCGCGUCCGACGCGCUCAAGGACGUGUUCACCACGUCCAUGCCGACCACGCGCAGUGACUGCCUCGAAGCAGCGCUUAACUGGGCGCGCAACGCGUACGAGCACGCCCGGGACGUUAAGGGCGAAGAGCGCACGGCCGAAUGCGACGAGGCCUGCGCCGUGGCCCUCUGCAAUUGGGGCGACGUGGCGGCCAUGCUCGGCAAGACAGAGCUCGCCAGGAAGAAGUACAGGCAGUGCAUCGACAUGAGCCGCAAGAUGGAAUUUGCGCCCGGCGUUAGGCAAGCGCAGGAGGGGCUGGCGCGACUGACGUCGACGCCGGCCGACCAGGUCUGAAGUACGCCGUGGCCUCUGGAGCGGUGGUCGAAAACGCAUUCGUAUAUAGCUUCGACUGGUAAAGUCGGACAGUGUAUAACACGUGUAUCACGAGAUUGGCGCCGGCUAUCUGGCCGCUGUUGCUCUCGCUCUAUAUAUCCCACGGUGGAGUGACGUCUCAGGCACUACUGCCACGCUUCUCGUCUUCCAUACCUUCGCGGAGGAUCUUGACCUGCUUCUGUAUCUCAACCCAGAGGAUCAACUUGUCCAGAUCGGGCUUUUUAUCCUUUCCGCCUGGUGACACGAGGGUCCGGUCCAAGACUUCGACCCAGUCAUCGGGCCCGUCUACGGU
This is a messenger RNA of Purpureocillium takamizusanense, 2017 nucleotides long. RefSeq lists its product as uncharacterized. Gene Ontology annotation, cellular component: i-AAA complex. Gene Ontology annotation, biological process: protein quality control for misfolded or incompletely synthesized proteins. NCBI's taxonomy places the organism in Eukaryota, Fungi, Ascomycota, Sordariomycetes, Hypocreales, Ophiocordycipitaceae. The coding region runs from base 115 to 1686 and encodes 523 amino acids. The transcript is spliced from 2 exons. The record is from RefSeq and is a predicted model, not a curated record. Gene Ontology annotation, molecular function: misfolded protein binding.